AUGAUCAGUUGCCAAGUCGAGCAGGAUGCUGAGGAUGAAAUCGAGAAGGAGAGUGAAGGGGAUGUGAUUGAAGUUGCAGUGGCAGGCCCUGUGCAGCCAUCUCCGGACGAGGUUGUCCGCAAUCCUGCACACCCACGCAGCCCCACCCACCACCCCUUCGCCGACGAAUUCUUAGCCUUGGCCGACGAGCACUGUUUGGGCCUUGGCCGACGAAGCCUGGCCUUGGCCGACGUUACCGGGAAGGGGGCGAGCAUCAUGCGCAUCAGCGGGUUCUUCGCCGGGACGAGGGGGCAGCGUCAUGCGCAUCAGUGGGUGUUGGUUUGGCCUUGGCCGACGAGUUUUUUCCUUGUUUCGGCCUUGGCCGACGAAGUUUUGGCCUUGGCCCACCAAGGUUUGGCCUCGGCCGACGAAUGUUUGGCCUUGGCCUUGGCCGACGAGUUUUUUCCUUGUUUCGGCCUUGGCCGACGAAGUUUUGGCCUUGGCCGACGAAGGUUUGGCCUUCACCGACGAAAGUUGGCCGCGGAUGCUGGAGAAGCGAUGCUGCAGCGCGCGGCUGCCGGGAAGCUUCCUUCGGCAUCGGAGGAGCUGCAGAAGGAGCUGCAACAGAUAGCUUUGGAGGCAUUGCAGCGAAGGUGCAAGCUUUUGGAGGCAGAAGCUCAGCGGGUUACCGAGUCCAACGAGCAGUUGGCUCCGGAGGUGAAAGCAGCAGACAAGUCACAGCGGUCGCUCAAGAAGCUUCAGGCCAAGCUUGAAGACCGUGAGGCGGCGAAGUUGGCGCUGGAGAAGGAGUUGGGCACCGCGUCUGCCUGCGUGAAGGUGCAGAGCGAGAGGCAGAAGGUGUCUUCGGGGGCAGAAGUCCAAUCCCAGGGCCGGCAAAAGGAGCUUCAGAAGCGCGUGGAGGAGCUUGAGGCGGAGCUCAAAGGAGCGCAGGCCAAGGAGCACGCAGAGAAGGCCGCGGCACAGAACAAGCAGCACGACGAAGCAAUUGCGAAGGCCGAACAAGAGAAGCUCCAGCUUAGCCAGCGCCUGGAGGAGCUGAAGCAGCAGAAAGCAGAGAUGCUCGAGGCAGAGAAGAAAGCCCUGCACCGCCUGGCUCUGCGUGAGAAGGCCAAUCAGUCUGUCGAGACCGCCCUUGCGCCGCUGAAGGCCUUGCCCCAGCAACUGCGCGACGAGCAGACGAAGCUGCGUGCUGAGGUGCAGCAGAUGGGACAGACUUUUGUUGGCGAGAUCGCCAAGAUGGUGGAGGGCACAAAGAAAUUGAAGGAGAGGUCCAAGUCCCUCGAAGAGAAGUACAAGUCUGCCCUCGAGGACCGAAAGAAGCUGCAAGACACCGUCGCAGAGCUGCAGGCACAAGACUCGGAGCAACCUCAGCCAAAGAAGAAAGCCGCACCGAAAGGCAAAUAG
This is a messenger RNA of Symbiodinium sp. CCMP2592, 1404 nucleotides long. The record is from the annotation of a GenBank genome assembly. NCBI's taxonomy places the organism in Eukaryota, Dinophyceae, Suessiales, Symbiodiniaceae.